Molecule: messenger RNA, 1012 nt
Organism: Magallana angulata
Lineage: Eukaryota; Metazoa; Mollusca; Bivalvia; Ostreida; Ostreidae
Exons: 4
Coding region: 190-708 (172 amino acids)
Cellular component (GO): plasma membrane
Source: RefSeq, a predicted model, not a curated record
AUGUACAUUCAUGAGUGUAAUGAGUCACGUGUAGAGUAGGAUAAGUCGUGUCUCCAUUACUAACUCCGAGUCAGUCUGCUGUCUAAACGUAGUGAACGAGUGUCUUAAUCACACACACCCACGCGGCCCCGCUGUACAUGCAACUCGCCAUCUAGAGCUCACUUGGAUAUUGGUAGUAUACGGAGUGAAAUGGUCGAACUUGGAAACGCCCCAGCCGCUACGAAAGUAGCGACUGUUUUCAUAAUAAUCGCCUUUGUGGUGUUUUUGGUGGGAUUCGGUGCCCCUUAUUGGAGGGAUUAUCCCCUGGGAGGAAACAGCGGCCUCUGGCAAAGUUGUGGGCUCUUUCUUGGACUGGAUGGCUGCAGCUACUUCACCGAUUUGGAUGAAGUGGGAAAAGACUCCUAUCUUCCGGAUUGGUUCGAGUCUACGAGAGUGUUCGAAGCCAUCGGUCUGAUUGCUGCGAUCGUCGGACUCCUCUUCCUUGUUCUGUACACGUGUGUGUCCAAAACAUCGGGGAAUAAAAUAGUCGCCUUUCUAACGGCCAUCCUUACUCUGGGAACAGGUGGUGUUAUUAUGUUGGGCGUCAUCAUUUACGGCUCGAAAGUAGACACGGAUUACUUACAAUGGGCCUUCGCACUCACCACCGCUAGUGGAUGUCUCUACGUCAUUUCAGGAAUUCUUCUCUUUGUCAGCAUGUGUUCCAAAUAAUUGUCGAAUUCUAUGUAGUUUUUAGACUUUAUUUUACCUAAAUUUCUGUCAGAAGUUGUCUAUUGCGCGUCAACGAUGUGCGAUUUAAGUGGCGGGAAAUACAAAAUGCACAUCGCACUUUGUAUAUUAUGACUAGACAACCCUGAGCAGAUUUUUAUGUACUUUAAUUGCUUACUCCCUUUUUACGUUUUAUAUGUUAAAUGUAUUUUUUACACAGCUGAUGUACUUUGAUAGCAUUCUACGUGUUUGUAUAUUUGUACGGAAAUGUAAUAUCAGUUCAAUAAAUGUUGUAUAAAUAUCAUGA